Messenger RNA from Torulaspora globosa, 1689 nucleotides. It is a transcript of the gene MID1, whose product is annotated as Mid1p. Gene Ontology annotation, molecular function: calcium channel activity. Lineage: Eukaryota; Fungi; Ascomycota; Saccharomycetes; Saccharomycetales; Saccharomycetaceae. The transcript has a single exon. Gene Ontology annotation, biological process: calcium ion import across plasma membrane. The record is from RefSeq and is a predicted model, not a curated record. The coding region runs from base 1 to 1689 and encodes 562 amino acids.
AUGUUCUUGUCAAGCACGCUAGUGAGAUCUGCCAGACGGCCUAGUGGCUAUUGGUCGCUUAUGUGGUGGUGCUUGAUACUGUUCGUCUCACUGGCUCUGGCAUUCGAGCCCUUUGACGGCUUUGGAGCGUUCCAAGAGAGCCAGAAUGUUACGAUAAAGAAAGACGGCAAUUUGGGUAGCGCACUGGAUGCGAAGUCAGGUUCUCCUGGAAUCAUCAAUCCUGGUAACAUUUACGAAUGGACGCCAAUAUCGGCGAAUAUCUCCAGCGGUGAAAGAAACGUUUUUGUCUUUACUGUGGACGGGAAUUCUACACGCCUGGGAAUCGCUACAUCGUAUGAGAUCCUCAUCUUUCUCAGUGGAAAUAUCUGCUCACAACCCAGUGGCAGCAGCGAUAAGGCCCUGAGGGUUUCGUACUCCUUCGACGAGUCUGUUCAGACCAAUUCAUCGCUGGGUCACUAUGCGACGUUCGAAAAUGGCUAUAUGCAAGCAUUGGCGGUGAGCCCACUCCGUGUCUCGGACGCCAAUGCCACUGCCAAGUAUUCUAGUUUGUAUGUGGUGGUGGAGCCGGUAAAUACAACCACCAAUACUGCGUUGAGUGCGACCGCGGAGGACGUUUGGCACUACAAACUGAGUAUAUCGGAGAACGAUCUAGUUUACCAGUGGGAUACUAGGACGUGGUUGAAUGUGCUGGAUACAGACCAUAACUCGGCACUGCUAGUGACCGGUAACGUUACCGCGGAUGCUCAGCAGUUUUCGAACAGCUCGAUUUACGACACCUCGCUAUACGAUCUGUACGUCUAUUCCUUCGAGGAGUCCCUGAAACUAGAUUCAUCACUCAAUAUCUCCCUCUGUGCUAUCACAAACGGGCCAUAUAUCGUGUCGUCAGUGGACUCAAACAAUACCGGGGACAGCGGGCAUGGUUUGGAGAGAACCGCACUGGGGAUCGAGAAAACGUUGACUAAUCGGAUGUAUACUUACCAGGAGCAGUUCUACGUGACAGGACUGAAUUCGUCGUCUACCUACGUGGCAUACCUCACCAAGAGAAUCGGUAAGAAAGGGAAUCUAUCUGACGUUGGUGGCGUACUCUUUUCGAAGCAGUAUUUUUCUACAAGAGGGUCAAACGCUUGUUCGUUAAUAUUUGGUCUUCCCUUCUGUUACGGAGUCGCAUACUCAGUACCGUCGCCCUCAAAAGCACCAAACAACAAGACAGCCAUCGCCGCCACUUACGAUAGAGUUGCAGAAUCGCUGUACGCGAACUUCAGCAAGGCGCUACAGAUUAUUCCAUGCGAUACAGAGAUGGAUGCCAGAUACUCUCCGGUCAGAACGUGUAAAGAUUGCGCCAGGUCAUACCGUGACUGGCUAUGUGCUGUGACCAUUCCCAGAUGUACUGAUACAGCUUCCGAAUAUUACGCCUUUCGAGAAAAAAAUGAUAACAGAAACGAUUACCUCAAUAACGAGAUUCAGCCCAUUGCCGAUUAUUACGAGAUGCUGCCCUGCAUUGAUAUGUGCUACGCGGUUGCGCGAGAUUGCCCCAGUGAUUUCAUGUUCGCAUGCCCAUCUGUAAACGACAAGAUAGAUGCGAAAUUUCGAAGCUACAACUCGCUUGACCUUGACGACCUCUUGCAGGCCGUUCAGACCUGCAAUUUUAUCGGUAAUGCUACUGAACUAUUUAGAGAACUCUUCCCCUAG